Messenger RNA from Paramecium tetraurelia, 894 nucleotides. RefSeq lists its product as uncharacterized. NCBI's taxonomy places the organism in Eukaryota, Ciliophora, Oligohymenophorea, Peniculida, Parameciidae. The record is from RefSeq and is a predicted model, not a curated record. The transcript is spliced from 3 exons. Gene Ontology annotation, cellular component: voltage-gated calcium channel complex. Gene Ontology annotation, molecular function: high voltage-gated calcium channel activity. Gene Ontology annotation, biological process: calcium ion import across plasma membrane.
AUGUUGCUGUCAAAUUAUGUUCUAUUAAAUUUGUUUGUUUUGGGCUUGGUGGAAUAGUUUGAGUAAUUCUUUAUGCUCUAAAAUUCAAUGAUUCAAACUUACGUUGAAAAUAUGGAUAAGAUCAAAACAAUUUGGUGUAAAUACUCUUCUGAAACAUAAGGUCAAGCAAUGCAUUAUAAGUUUUUGUGUCGUUUCUUAUUGGAUAUUGGGAAACCUUUGGGUGGUGGGAGUGAUGAGAAUUUAUGGGAUGUUGGUAAAUUGGCUUCUUCAUUUAAAUUAUAAUGUGACCACUUUGGAUACAUUCAGUAUAAUCAAUUAAUAUACGAACUAUUUAGAGUAUGUUAUCAUGGUGAAGUGUUCAAGAACGGCACUUCUUCCUCAAUCAAGAAAGUCAAGUAAUUCAACAAGGAAAUGUAACUCCGACUGAUGUAUUACAGAAGAAACAGGUUCCUGUAGAGAAGCAACAUCAGUCCCAUUCUGCAUUUGAAAGCCAACUUCAAUAUAUUACAUGAUUAUCUGACAGUCCUCAUUUUAUACAAAGCAUGGGAGGCUUACUCUAGAAAACUAAUUAAGAAGCUCAACAUCAAAUAGAAACAAUUCACUGAGGAAGAUCUGGAUGAGCAGGAUUCUUCAUUCGAUAAAAAAUCUAUAAAUAACCAAUACAUUGAUUAAGAUUGUAAUUAAUUUCUUGAAGAUGAUAUUACACAAUAAGUUAUAUCAAAUGAUGAACCACGACCAGAAAAUAUUCAUCCAAAUACCAAUUGUUCAGAGGAAGACCAACCUAAAAAGGAAGACAUUCCUGUUUACAGAUGGCAGAGUGAUUAGCAAUCAGGAGGAUUAUUUGAAUAAGCCUUUAUAUCUCCAGAUUAAUCUUUCAAAAUAAGAAAAUUCUGA